UUGACUUUCGGGAUUAACGAAAAAGAUGUCCCUUCCUGCAUUCAUAGAGUAGCUGCUCAUAUAUCUCGAACCAAAUUAUGUAUCAAUGAAUAUCACCAUGUCAUGUGUAUAUGGCUGGUUUGCUUUUGAUUCGCCCAACAAGCCACGUGACUGGUAUCUCUGAGACAGCUCACGAACGAGCAAAAGGUUGUUGCCACCUUCCCAAGAAGUUGUUCCAAAGACAUCAACCUGCUUUUUGACAACGUGGCUUUUGCUUGUGGAAAUCUUAUUCAUAGCAUGGUGCUCGGUCUGCCUUGAAACCCAUAUCAUCACAUAUUUUUCCAACGAUUAUGAUUUUUACAUGGGUUCUAUUACAGUUCUUAUUGUCGUCGUGUCUUCUGCAUGUCAUCGAAGUCUCGUCCAUUGAAGAAAUCGUCACUAAGCCAGUAUCCUUGAUUUACUUUUAUGCACCCGACUGUCAAUACUGUCAGCUCUUCGACGAUGAUUUUCAGUACCUAUCGCAUAUUUACAGUGAAAAUUCCAAGUUUCAGAUCAUCAAGAUAAACGGGCGGGAGCAAAAAUAUUUCAAAGAGUUAUUUGAUGUCAAGCUGUAUCCUACACUUAAGUUGUACGAUCAUUUAAACAAGCAGGUUAUAACGUUCAAGGAUGGAAGACUGAUUGAAAAUUUGCAAGACUUCAUAAAGAAACACGCAGAAGUCGAGCCCGAUUUAACCCGAGUGAAACAAGAGUUAAAUGCUAUCCUGCUGAAGGCUGAUGUUGAACGGCUACAGAAGAUCGGCAGAUCUGUUCUCAUUGCUUUUGUCAGGAGGCAGGAUGAAUACUGGGAAAAGUACCACUAUCCAGAUCAUUUCUAUCAAUCUAUUGGUAGAAAUCAUCCAAGCAUUGAGUUUACAGUGAACUUUUUUGAAGACGGGGAAUUCGAAUUGAUGGAGCUAUAUCAUGUUAGCAAUAUACCUGCAUUGGUCUUGAUCGAAGGAAGCCACAUUGGAGUGUACAACACUCUCUCGACCAAUCCAAUGUCGAAUUAUAUGCUUGAUGCCAAUGAUGUCGAAGCAUUCUUAAGUGACUUUCAUAGCAAAAAAGAAGGGACAUGGUUUCAAGACGUUCAUCUGUUGGCUCGUUAUGCUGAAAGCUCCCAAUAUUUGGGACACAAGCAGCGCAAGACAGGCAUGAACUAUGUCGAAGGCGUUGUGAAGGGAAAGAUGUCGGAAUUAGGAAUUGAGGAACAAUAUCGUAUUUUGUUAGAUAAGAUCACAUUGUGACCGGUUGUUAUAGAAGUCUCUUACUUCACGAAUUCAGGGAAGCUAGUGGAUAGCUAGUGGACGUAGAUACGAAAAGGGGGGGGGGGG
Messenger RNA from Metschnikowia bicuspidata var. bicuspidata NRRL YB-4993, 1349 nucleotides. RefSeq lists its product as uncharacterized. The coding region runs from base 330 to 1262 and encodes 310 amino acids. Gene Ontology annotation, biological process: protein folding. The record is from RefSeq and is a predicted model, not a curated record. Lineage: Eukaryota; Fungi; Ascomycota; Pichiomycetes; Serinales; Metschnikowiaceae. Gene Ontology annotation, cellular component: endoplasmic reticulum. The transcript has a single exon. Gene Ontology annotation, molecular function: protein disulfide isomerase activity.